Cyprinus carpio (common carp) is the source of this 768-nucleotide messenger RNA. RefSeq names its product histone H1-like. Gene Ontology annotation, biological process: nucleosome assembly. The transcript has a single exon. Gene Ontology annotation, cellular component: nucleosome. NCBI's taxonomy places the organism in Eukaryota, Metazoa, Chordata, Actinopteri, Cypriniformes, Cyprinidae. Gene Ontology annotation, molecular function: DNA binding; structural constituent of chromatin. Bases 72 to 701 code for a protein of 209 amino acids. The record is from RefSeq and is a predicted model, not a curated record.
CGCAGCGCCGCUCAGCAGCGGCUCAGUUGAUCAUCAGUUUGUGUUUGAGUCCAGAUUCGAUCAGAGAGAUCAUGGCAGAUACCGCUCCAGCAGCUGUCGCGACUAAAGCGGCCAAGAAGAAACCAGCAGCUAAACGCAAGAGAACGGGCCCAAGCGUCGGCGAGCUUGUCGUCAAGGCUGUGUCCGCGUCGAAGGAGAGGAGCGGUGUGUCCCUCGCCGCCCUAAAGAAAGCGCUUGCUGCCGGUGGCUACGAUGUGGAGAAGAACAAUUCCCGCGUCAAGAUCGCCGUCAAGAGUCUGGUGACUAAAGGUAUUCUGGUGCAGACCAAAGGAAUCGGCGCCUCCGGCUCGUUCAAACUCAACAAGAAACAAGCAGAGACCAAGACCAAACCCGCCAAGAAAGCCGCUCCUAAAGCCAAGAAGCCCGCAGCCAAGAAACCUGCCGCCGCUAAGAAGCCCAAAACCACAGCAGCGAAGAAGCCCGCAGCUAAGAAAUCUCCGAAGAAGGCCAAGAAACCCGCUGCUAAAAAGGCAACGAAGAGUCCCAAAGAAAGCAAAGAAAACCAGACUCCUAAGAAAGCAGCCAAGAGCCCUAAAAAGACGAAGACAGCCAAGAGCCCUAAAAAAACCAAGGCAGCUAAACCCAAGACGGCAAAACCCAAAGCCGCCAAACCCAAAAAGACAGCAGCCAAAAAGAAAUAAUUUGGUUAUUGCAAAAAAAAAAAGUGUUUUAACAAAACGGCUCUUUUAAGAGCCAUUCCACCAAUUC